CUUGGAGUUACCGUGGCCACUGGACGGGGGAAGGGAAGCUGAGAUUGGAGGGAGAAACAAUCAGAAACUGAGGUACUGUGUGCAUCUGCACACUCCUCCUUAGGAGUUAGGCCACACUAGAACUUUUCCCAUGACCCACAUCUUCAGGGACUCUGGCAGUUCUCACUUUGUUCCUGUUUCAAGUGAAAUUUAAAGCAUAUAGUAACAUAGUUUUGUUGCAGGUACAUUAAUCUGCAUGUAUACUGGUACCUCUAGAUGUUGACUGGAUUUUUCAUAUAUGCCAAAGUAAUGAAGUGCUUUGGACAGGGAGAGCCAAGCCCUGAGAAGCAAUGCCAUCAUGCAUCUUCAGUGUAUCCCUGGUGGGGCUGAGCCAGAGGGCCGAUCUGUGGAGGAGAGGAGUGACGCAGGUUUCCAUAAAAUUUCCAUAUUAAUGGAUAGACAUUUUUUCCAGUCAACUCUUAUAGACUGAUACCUGUACAUUCCUCUAACAAUCGAGAUUCAUAAAACCAGUUUGUGAAAUCUUGCUGCUGAGUGUGGACAUUGAGAGAUCUACCAAUUUCAGGAGAAGAUGAGAAUAGCAUAGGUAUUAAUGGUCUCUACAAGUGUGCACUACAGAAGCCAUGGUGGACCUUGCUUCAGCUCCUCAACCCACCUCACUUCAUGACUUUAAAAGCCAUUAGAGGCAAGAAUCAGGAACAACCUCAACAGCCAGCAAGUUCAGAUGCGAUGGAAGAGGACAUUGACAUAACAUCCUGCGCUGAGGGUCUGAAUGGUUUGUCACAUGAACAUAAACCUUUAGAGGAGAUCACCAAUGGACACACCAACCAUAAGCCUGUCAUGAACGGUGUGGUAACCAGUCACAAUGGCAAAGACCACACUAAUGGCAGUGCACCUCUCAGAUCCCUGCCGAUUUCAGCACUGAAGCAGAAUGGUCUCCUACAGACCCUGGCAGCAGGAGUGGACCCACCCAAACCUGCAGAGGAAAGGGAAAAUGAAGAGCUGGAAAAGGCCAGGCAAGAGUGGGAUGCUCUGGAAACCAUCCAGCCAGCUCUGACUGAAGACUCCAACCCAACCCCACUCAUCUCCUUCAAUGAAGCCCUGCAGUACUUCCAGACCACAGACCUUGGGGACUUGCUGAGGAAUAUCCAGCCAACUAUUCGUAGGACGGGUCUGGCUGCAAUCACACACUUCCUCUUUGGGCCUCCACGACUGCACAGGGAACUUCUGGAGGAGAGGGAUCUUGUCUUUGCCAUUGCACAGUGCCCAGUGGAUAACAGUCAAACAGUCCACAUGCGUGUCCUACAGACCAUUUAUAAAAGGCUGAUAGGCAGCAGGCUGGACUGUCCUCGCUAUGGUGCACACUGGGAAAACAUUGGCUUUCAGGGCACAGACCCAGCCACUGACCUACGUGGCACUGGUUUCCUUGGACUGAUGCAUACUCUGUACUUUGUGAUGGACCCAGAGACUCUGCCAUUGGCUAGGGAUAUCUACAAGUUAUCACAGCACCCUUCGCAGAACUUUCCAUUCUGUGUGAUGUCAAUCAACAUGACGCGCAUUGCUUUGCAAGUGCUCAGAGAAGAGGCCUUGUCCAAAGAGUGCAAUCGCCGUCAGCAAGUGGUUGGUGUGCUGAAUGAGUUUUAUGUUGCCACAUAUUUGCACCUGUACCAACUGUGGAAGACACAACAGAAGACCAUAGCUGACUCCGGCUUUGUACUAAAAGAAGUGGAGCUGUUUGCCAAAAAGAACCCCAAGCAGAUGCUGCGUCGACUAGAGGUCUUCCUGAAAGAGAAGCGGGCAGGUGGAAUCCCCCGUGGGACAUCGCCAGACCCUCAGGCCCAACAGCCCUCUCCCAGUCUGGUGGAACGAGGGGCCAGAACUGGCCCAACACAGGGAAACAGGGGAAAGGAGAUGCACUUCACUGGAGUGUGUGAUCUACCACCAGAUAUGGAGGGAGAGGCCAACUCAAGUUAGACUCUGUGUGCGAGUAUGUGUGAGGGUGUGUCAGAGCUAUCCUGUUCUGUGAGUAUAUCUAUUAAUGUAUGAGUGACCGGAUUACUCAGAGGUAAAAGAAGAGCCCACCAGUCCCAUGUCAGGGCCUGUCAUCUGAACCUAUUCAAUUACUUCUACACCUUCCACUGAUGCUGGGGUGCUGCACUUUGAUCAGAUUAAACAUGGAGAUCUUUCAGAGAUAUAUUUGAUUUUAGUUAUAAUUUAUUUUUUAAAGAGGGGACACAGAGCAGUCACAUAAAAUGGACUUAAGAUGUCACACAAAAAGAAAGUGAAUAUAUGCACUUUUCUGCAUUGGUAGUAGCAAAAUCAAUAGCUGCCAAAUUCAAGUUAAACUACACCUGUCUAGAAGUCCAAAAUAUACGCAUUUGUGUUGCAAGGAUCUCUCAGCUACAGUAUGUUUACAUUGCAGAGAGGAAACACGGCAAAAAGUAGCUUCAUUAAAGGCUCGGCAUUCUCUCACACUCCAAGUACUGCUCAUUCGCAAACAGCGCAGCUGUUAAACAUCCUGUAAACGGCAAUAAGAGAGAGCAUUAACCAGUGGACUACAGGUUUUCUAUCAACAUGAGAGGAGAGAAAAAGAUAUAGAAAGGUUAUAGAACAUUUGGCAGGGAACAGAAAUUACCAGUACACCUUGUCCUCAGAAAUAUACACAACAGGUUUUGAAUGCAGCUUGCUUUAUAUGUGAAUAAUAUAGAUUAAAUAAUAUUUAUUCCAGAUGUUUGGAGGUAAAGCCAGUUGUUGGAGGACAACUGAUGUAUGUUUCCAGGGGUCUGAUAGAUUAUAAACUCCCAAUAUUAAUAGGGAAGUAUAUUUUGAGUAAUUUUAAAAUGACAGUUUAUGCCCUUUCUGAAUAGAACAAGGGUCCCUUUAAUCAUAGCUUCUCAGUUAUGUGUAACAGCACAUCAGAAUUUUAUUAUCAGACUGGUUUAGUGACUGAAAGAAGGAAUUUAACACUCCUUGGUUUCACCAGAACGUCUAAAAGUCUGAUUUUUCAGCUUGUUGCAGCAAAGCGGAGGAGACGUUUCAUAACAGAGUGAGUGUGCUCGGCUUGGUCCCAGCUGAAGCCAAAGGCCUGGUAUGAGCUUUCUCUACAUUCCGUUAUAAAGCAUGUGAUUGUAAUUUCUUUUUCCUUUUUUGAACAGUUAAAAUUUUAUUCCAGUGGGGUGUGUAGGCUUUUUGGUAUGUAUGUAUGUGAGUGUGUGUGUGGUAUAAUGAUUGAGCUGUUACUAAUGAAGGGUGCCUCUCCUAGGUUAUGUAGGAGAUGUGUGGUACAGUAUGCAAUCCUAGCUCUUUCUCUAUGAUAAUCAAAACACUAUUGCUGUGUGAUGAUAUAAAUUGUUUCUAACUUCAGGGUUUGUGCACUUGUGCAAGCGAAUGUGUUUGCGUAUGUAUGUGAGUCAUAUGGCAGAAACUGACUACAGAUGGGGUGCUUUCCUUGGCACACAAUAAGCCAGCUUUACUAAGUACUUGAUCCAUCAAGCUGCAGAGAUGGUACUUCAGUUAUUCUAAAAAUGGUACAUCACAUUUAUGAGGAUAAUAUAUAAACCCUAAAACAACCGACUUUAUUUUUUUUUUCUCUCUGUGGUCUUGGAUGGGUAAAGCUCUGCAGCAAAGCUGGCUCAUUCUUUGUGCACAUGUGAAACCAUCCUCCCAUCAUUGUAGUCUCAGUCUGUAGCAUGUUCAGGUAGCACUAGUACUGUAGCAUCCUAUAGCCUCCUCUUUGUAAAGCUUGUUGAUGUCAUGUCUCAGUUACAGUAUGUAGUGUCAAUGAGUGUGCAAACUGUUACUACUAUAGCACAGACAUUUCAUAGUUUUCUUAAGCCUCCUUGAGUAGACAUACAUUUAGGUGGCAUAGCGUAUGUUUUGAAAAGAUAUGGAAUAAGCUUGACAUGCUAUUGAGCUCAAACUUGUCCUUUAAGAUGGUGAUAGUAAAUUCAGUGCCUACAUCCAGUGGAGCCAUGUGGGGUAGAGCGCUGGUUUAUCCUCCCCUCCUUUAUUAUUUUAUUUUUUUCCCUUGAACCAUUGUGCCACAGUAGACCUCCUGUAUUCAUAUAAUGCAGCAUGCAGACUUAAUACCAUGAAAACAUGCCAGCCAAAUGAACUAGUACAGUACGGUCAUGUACAUUUUGGUUAAUAAAAUUCACCAUCUCUGAUCUCCACCCUUAUAACUUCAAGAAUGAGCUGAUGUAGUCAUACCAGUUGUUUUUGUUUUUCUUUUGAUUGAUCAGGAAAAUUUGCACUGUUGUAGAUAUUUGAUAAGUAUGUGUGACGUACGCUGGAGGAAACAGGCCAUCUUCAAUAGCCAUAUUGCAAUUUUCAUUGUCCCACCCCCAGAUCAUGAUACGGGCUUUGUGAAGUCCGAUUCCCCUCGUCACUCAAGAAUAAUUGCACCAUUGCUAUAAUCUCAUAUUUAGUUUUAUUAAAUCUUAAACUGAGGAGCAGUACAGUGUAUGUAAAUCAGGAAGUUUGUAUCAAGAGAAUUAAUGAUUGUAACUGUAUGAUUGUCUGUAGGGCAUUAUACUGAAACACAUUGCUUACCUCAAGACUUGAGACAAAUCUCUUUUCUCUCUCCUGUUGUUUGUUUGGCCUCUCAGACAGACACUUGUUAUGUUUCUUCGUACCUAGGCCUUCUCUCAUACCAAUUGGAAAUGUUAUAUGAUGUGUAUUCACCCAGCUAAAGCUCAACAUAAUAGCAGACUAACAGGAAAGCUGGUCGAUGUUAUGUGUAUUCUUCUUACUGACACUAUAUAGGCCCACACACUUUGAUGCAGAUUUAAAAUUAAUUAAAAAUAUAUUAAAUCUUUUUCUCAAACAAACUUUAAUUGGCUGAUGUUUACAAUGUUGAAAUAAGCUGGUUUUUCUUGUGGCUUCAGUGCUAGUAGUUUUGCUGUGAUUUAAGUGUUUGAUGUCAGGAAAACACGGAGAACCAAUCUUGUCUUUACAGCGCCAGUCACAAACAGUUUAAUCUUUGAUUGUAAAGAUAUAGCCUUGACUAGCAGUCAUAAUGCUGUAUAUGCUUUGACCUUGAUAUAUAUUCUGUAUCCAAACAAGGCCUGAUUAAUUCUCAUAUUACCAAAAGUUAUGUUUCAUUUUACCUGUUGUAAUAGACCAUAUUCUUUUUAAUUUGUCCAUCUUUUUGGGUUCUUCAGCUGAGAAACCAGAAAUAAGGAAAAAGAAAGAAGAAAGAAAAAAAACGGGUUCUUGCAGGAUGGCUGAUGCUCUGAGAGCUGUGGCGGGAACUUCUGCUUCCUACAGCAGCAGCUCAGCAAAUACAAUCACUUCUCUCAAUAUCCUGCGCUUUAUAUGAAGGUGUUUUACCGUUGCCAUCGUCAUGUUCCUCAGAGCAGUUUAUGACUGUACCUUGAUUGUAGAAGCCCUAUUUUAUACAGAGUUAUUUCAGAAAACAGUAUGUGCUGUUGUACAUUAAAUGUAUUGUAUGGAGAAAGCUAAAUAAAUGCUGUCUAAAAGCUA
Messenger RNA from Melanotaenia boesemani (Boeseman's rainbowfish), 5481 nucleotides. It is a transcript of the gene elmod3, whose product is annotated as ELMO/CED-12 domain containing 3. The coding region runs from base 661 to 1971 and encodes 436 amino acids. The transcript is spliced from 13 exons. NCBI's taxonomy places the organism in Eukaryota, Metazoa, Chordata, Actinopteri, Atheriniformes, Melanotaeniidae. The record is from RefSeq and is a predicted model, not a curated record.